Oppia nitens is the source of this 717-nucleotide messenger RNA. RefSeq names its product tectonic-like complex member MKS1. Gene Ontology annotation, biological process: cilium assembly. The transcript is spliced from 4 exons. Gene Ontology annotation, cellular component: MKS complex. The record is from RefSeq and is a predicted model, not a curated record. The annotation marks the transcript as partial. Lineage: Eukaryota; Metazoa; Arthropoda; Arachnida; Sarcoptiformes; Oppiidae.
AUGUCAUCAAACGAGACAAUCAAUGGUCAUAAUGUGCUUCUCAUAAACGGCACAAUCGAGUUGGCCAAAGGCUUCAAUUGUAGCCACAGUUGUGUCUGCUUUUACAUCGAAAGCAAUAAAGACUGGAGUUUUGUUAACAAUUUGAAUGAAUCGUCACUCUAUUGGACAACCCAUAAGUGCCGGACCAAUGGUUCCGAUGUAUCAUUAUUUUCAACACCAUUUCAAAUUGAAAUCAAAUUUACAGAAAUACAAUCAAUCGAUGAUUUACGACCAAUACUUUACAUGAAAGUCUUGUCGUUUGACUACUGGAAUCGUUUGAUUGGUGAAAGUUUUGGUUUUGCCGAACUACCCGUCAAACCCGGAAGACAUAAUCUUGUGGUUAGCACUUGGAAACCAUAUAUUGGCGAUCGAGUGCAGCGAUUGAAAGAGUUUUUCAUCGGUUGUACACCUGUUGUCAAUAAUCUUCAUAAGGAUUUUACUAAUAAAUUGAAUCGUUGUACCAAUAAUUAUGGCUUAGAGUCUCAAUCGAGCGGUUCCCUUGUCGUUGACAUUGAUGUUGUCAUUCAAAACCAAUCCCCUAAAGUGAUGACUAAAGACAAAUAUCACAUCAAAAGUUCUUCAUCACUGGAUUCACUAAAACACAACAUAUUGUCUGUUGUAUUGGCAUUUCAACGGGCAAAGAGACGAAUGGAUUCAAUUAGAUCCGAAUUAAAUGAU